This is a messenger RNA of Tigriopus californicus, 1917 nucleotides long. It is a transcript of the gene Mettl3, whose product is annotated as N6-adenosine-methyltransferase subunit METTL3-like. Gene Ontology annotation, molecular function: mRNA (2'-O-methyladenosine-N6-)-methyltransferase activity; mRNA m(6)A methyltransferase activity. The record is from RefSeq and is a predicted model, not a curated record. Gene Ontology annotation, cellular component: nucleus; RNA N6-methyladenosine methyltransferase complex. The transcript has a single exon. Lineage: Eukaryota; Metazoa; Arthropoda; Copepoda; Harpacticoida; Harpacticidae. Bases 335 to 1840 code for a protein of 501 amino acids.
UGCAACAGCUGAUGUUUUGGACAAGACCAACAGAUACACAAACCUCGGUGGGACGGGUGGGACUUCAAGAGCCGCAAAUCCCCAAUUCCACAGCCGUCUCAAUGUCUACUCGCUCAGUCCAUAUCAUCGAAAGAGGACGCCUGGAGGCGGAGGAGAUCUCGACCCUAUAACUGACCUACCCCAUACCACCCAGCCCAGCCGCCACGGACCGACUCUAGGCCUAGUUCCUGAUCAUGGAUUCUGAAAAUUAGGUUCAUCAGUCGGUCAUUAAGUGACUCACUUUGUUUCCGCCUUGAACUUGGCCCAAUUGGUAGCCACCCUCUCGUCCAAGUCCAUGGAUCCCGCAUCCUCGGAGGCCAUUUCGGCCGAACUCCAAGCGGUCAGCUCCAAACGCGCCUUUAUGAAGGACAAACUCAAGAAACGCCGUGAAUUCAUGGGAUCCAUUCUCUCACAAAGCCAAACCCUCCUGCCGCCCGAUCUGGCGGCCAUCGCUCAGAAAUCCAAAGCUCCCACGGCUGGGCCCAGUCUCUCCACCGCCGUCCCGGAACUGUCGGGCGGGGGCGGGGCCGUCAGCCACCCUCUGACCGUGGUCACGCCCAACAGCCUGGCCCCAUCCUCGCCCUCAACGAUGGUGCCGGUGCCCGCGGAAAGUGGCGAAACCGAGAGCAAACGGGCUCGAGCCUCGGGGGAAGCCCAAGACGAUAUUCUCAGUUUGCUGUCCACCCAAUCGGCCAAAGAGAAGCAAGACCAAGAGCAACGUGAUGAGAUCCUCAGUUUGCUGAGCCAACCCACGGCCAAGGAGCGCACUCUCAUGGACGCCUUUCGCUCGCAAAGUGGCGGGGGCGUCCGCGAGUUCUGCACCCACUCCACCAAGAGCGAAUGCAUGCGGGUCCACCAGAAUCGCAAACCCUGCGAGAAGCUCCACUUUGCCAAGAUUCUCCAGGCCCACACGGAUGAAUCCUUGGGCGAUUGUUCCUUCCUGAACACAUGUUUUCACAUGGAUACCUGCAAGUACAUUCACUAUGAGGUUGACGCCGAUGACCUCCGCUCGUCAGUCAGUGAGCGCGACGCGGCGGCCACGGUAACCGCCGGAAUGGAUGGCGAGAGGGCGGUGGGCAGCUCGGAACGGGCUACUACUGCCGUGACCACGGGUUCACGCCAUCUCCUCGAGACCUUGAGACUGGUCCCGCCCCAGUGGGUGCAAUGUGAUCUUCGGAGCCUCGACUUGAGCGUUUUAGGCAAGUUUUCCGUGGUGAUGGCCGACCCACCUUGGGAUAUUCACAUGGAGUUACCGUACGGCACCAUGUCGGACGAUGAGAUGCGACAUUUGCCCGUGCCCAGCUUACAAGACGAAGGCCUUAUAUUCCUGUGGGUCACCGGUCGAGCCAUGGAAUUGGGUCGUGAGUGUCUCAAGCUUUGGGGCUAUGAGCGGGUCGACGAAUUGAUCUGGGUCAAGACCAAUCAGUUGCAGCGCAUCAUCCGCACCGGUCGAACCGGCCAUUGGCUCAAUCACGGCAAGGAGCAUUGCCUCGUGGGCAUGAAAGGCGAUCUCAAACUCAAUCGGGGCCUGGAUUGCGACGUGAUCGUUGCCGAAGUACGCGCCACCUCGCACAAACCGGAUGAGAUAUACGGUAUCAUCGAGCGAUUAUCGCCCGGCACGCGCAAGAUCGAACUUUUUGGCCGUCCUCACAACGUUCAGCCCAAUUGGUUCACGUUGGGCAAUCAAUUGGACGGGGUCGUGAUCCACGACGAUGAAGUAUUAACGCGCUGGCGGAGCGCAUACCCCAAUGGCUAUGAACUAACCAAAGGCUUUGUGCUCCAUGCACGACCUGAACCUUGAACGCAGCUUUUAGUUAGCCUUGGUUGCAUCUUCUGCCUAUUGGCUUACACAAAUACAUACAGGUUUCAUAGCCACAA